AUGCCUAGUAAGGACACCAAACCAUCUAGUGACGUCAUCAUCGUGACUAGAGAAGACACCAAACUACCUAGAGACAACAUCACCCUGCCUAGUAACGACACCAAACUACCUAUAGACAACAUCAUCAUGCCUAGUAAGGACACCAAACUACCUAGUGACGACAUCAUCCUGACUAGAGAAGACACCAAACUACUUAGAAACAACAUCAUCAUGCCUAGCGACAACACCAAACUACUUAGAAACAACAUCAUCAUGCCUAGUAACGACACCAAACUACCUAGAGAUAAGAUCAUCAUGCCUAGUAACGACACCAAACUACCUAGAGACAAUGCAGCAUGCCUAGUGACGACACAAAACUUCAAUGUACUUAGUGACGACCCACCCUACCUAGAGACGACACCAUCAUACCAUGUGACGACACCACGCUGCCUAGUGAUGACACCAAGCUUCAAUGUUCCUAGUGAUGACCCCACCCUACCUAGAAACGGCAUCAUCAAGCCUGGUGACGACACCUAA
This is a messenger RNA of Mizuhopecten yessoensis (Yesso scallop), 516 nucleotides long. RefSeq lists its product as uncharacterized. The transcript has a single exon. The coding region runs from base 1 to 516 and encodes 171 amino acids. NCBI's taxonomy places the organism in Eukaryota, Metazoa, Mollusca, Bivalvia, Pectinida, Pectinidae. The record is from RefSeq and is a predicted model, not a curated record.